Molecule: messenger RNA, 1490 nt
Organism: Lobosporangium transversale
Lineage: Eukaryota; Fungi; Mortierellomycota; Mortierellomycetes; Mortierellales; Mortierellaceae
Product: Thiolase, N-terminal domain-domain-containing protein
Exons: 7
Coding region: 154-1455 (433 amino acids)
Biological process (GO): fatty acid beta-oxidation; phenylacetate catabolic process
Cellular component (GO): peroxisome
Molecular function (GO): acetyl-CoA C-acyltransferase activity
Source: RefSeq, a predicted model, not a curated record
GUUGGCUUGCCUAAAGUUUUACCCAUUGUACCCCUUCCUCAAGACUAUUUGUCUACCCCUCUUUGGCAUUCCUUCCUUCCAUCCUCCUUCCUUCCAUCCUCCUUCCUUCCUUUCCUUCAUCCUCAUCCCCAUCCACGUUUAAUAUUUGAAACCAUGACAUCCCUCUCGACCAACAAACGACUUGACCAAAUCAAAGGCCACAUCAUUGGAAGCAAUUCCAACCGUGAACAUUUAAUUCAUCACAGACAUCCUGACGAUGUAGUGAUCGUAGCUGCGGUCCGAACACCAAUUUGCAGAGCUGGCAAAGGUGGUUUUAAAGAUAUGUAUCCAGAGGAUCUACUCGCAGUCAUUCUAAAGGCUGCUGCUGAGCGCGCCAAGAUCGAUCCCAAGGUUGUAAAUGACAUCCAGACUGGUAAUGUCCUUCAGGAGCUUGGUGGCAUCAAAGUUGGACGUGCAGCCAUGUUCGCAGCUGGAUACCCCUACACAACAACGUAUGGUGUUUUGAAUCGCCAAUGCUCCUCUGGCCUCCAGUCUUGUAACUAUAUCGCCAAUGCUAUCCGAGCUGGAGAGAUUGAUGUCGGCAUCGGCGCUGGCGUCGAAUCUAUGACCCACGAUUAUGGUUCCAAGAGUAUGCCUUCUCGGAUUUCAUCUCAGAUCAAAGCAAGGCCUGGCAAUGCCGAUAUCUUCGUACCCAUGGGAAUUACCUCCGAGAAUGUGGCCAGUGAUUUCUCAAUCACACGUGAGGAUCAAGAUGCAUUUGCUUCGGAAUCGCAUGCCAAGGCAUUAAAGGCUCAAGAACAAGGGCUGUUCGAUGCCGAGAUCAUCCCGGUCAAAGUAUUACAAAAGUCAAUUGUGAAGGACACCACUACCGGUCAAGAAAAAGAAAUUGUUAAGGAAGUUAUCAUCUCUAAAGAUGAGGGCCCUCGUACUGGUUCUAGUGCAGAGAAAUUGAGCAAACUCAAGCCGGUCUUUAAAAAGGAUGGGUCCACUACGGCUGGUAAUGCCUCUCAAGUGUCGGAUGGCGCAGCAGCAGUGGUUUUGAUGCGAAGGAGCAAAGCUCAGGAAUUGGGCUGCACGAUCUUAGCGCGUUGGUGUGGAGCCAGAGUAGUGGGUUGCCCUCCUAGGAUCAUGGGCAUUGGCCCUGCAGUGGCCAUUCCUGCGGUGUUGAAGGAUGUGGGCUUGCAGGUAGACGAUGUGGAUAUUUAUGAGCUCAAUGAAGCCUUUGCAUCACAAGCUUUAUAUUGUGUGCGUACUUUGGGCAUCAAGUCAGCCAAGGUUAACCCAAAAGGCGGCGCCAUUGCUCUUGGACACCCGUUAGGCAUGACAGGUGCUAGACAGAUGGCUACACUGAUCUCUCAGUUGCACUAUACUGGCGAGAAAAUUGGUGUUAUUUCGAUGUGCUAUGGCAUUGGAGGGGGCAUGGCUGCCGUUAUUGUAAGCGAACAGGAUGACUAAAAGGCAGUUAACCAAAAAUAAAGCAUCAUAUUUAC